AUGUGUGUCUGUACCAUGAGGACUCUGUACCGGCUGAAGCUGGUAAGCUCCCCGAACCUGAGUCAGCAAGGAAAGAACGAGAAGUCGUCUCUGGAGGAACGAGGAUCAGGGCCAAACGCCACUUGGAACAGCAUUCACAAUGCAGUUAUUGGAGUUUUCCAGAAGAAGGGUUUAGCUGAUAAUGAGCUCUAUACACUCAAUGAAGGUGUGAGGCAGCUACUGAAGACUGAAUUGGGCUCUUUUUUCACGGAGUACCUGCAGAACCAGCUGUUAACCAAAGGCAUGGUCAUUCUGAGAGACAAGAUACGAUUCUAUGAAGGUCAGAAAUUACUUGACUCUUUGGCUGAGACCUGGGACUUUUUCUUUUGUGAUGUCCUGUCCAUGCUACAAGCCAUCUUCCACCCAGUACAGGGCAAAGAGCCAUCGGUUCGCCAGUUGGCUCUGCUGCUCUUCAGGAACACUAUUACGCUGAACAUGAAGCUUGACGAGGCUCUGUCACGACCACGUGCCCGUGUCCCCCCCUCCAUUGUCCAAAUGCUUCUUGUCCUACAGGGUGUCCAUGAAUCGCAAGGUGUGACAGAGGAAUAUCUAAAACUGGAGUCGCUCCUGCAGAAGGUGGUUUCGCCUUACCUUGGUACGCAUGGCCUGUGUGCACACGACUGUGACGCUGCCCACUGCUCCUGUGUUAUCGAAACACGCUGGAGCUGGACCAAGCCUGCUGAAAUCCUUGCCACCAACUCGGUGGUGCGCUCCAAGAGCUACAACAUCCCCAUGCUCACGCCCGUGGCAGAGUAUGACUCUGAGGUAGGCUCGGUGGGUAGCGUAGGAAUCCGACGGCACUCAGCCUGCGAGGUCUCCUCCUGUAUAGAGAAGCCAGGCUACCCACUUUCAAACAGCAUAGAGACAAGCUCUACACCCAGACUGUCUCUGGAAAACUCUCACGAGCUAACCCUACCCACAGCGAAACGAGCCGCCGGGCCACAGCCGGCACUUAUCCUACCCUCCAUCUUCAUCCAGAACUCUACAGGACCUUUACACACCCAGACGUCUAUGUCUGAGACUGAUAAAACCCUGUCUUCACCCACGAGCUGCUCUUCCAGCCCAGAAACUAUCGUCAUGCAGGGCGUGGACUCGAUGGAGUCCGAUCAGGAUGGGAUUUUCAUCGACUUUUCCCACUGUCGCUCAGAGUCUUUCGGCACAGGCAGAAAGACGAGCUGAUUUCA
Molecule: messenger RNA, 1223 nt
Organism: Trichomycterus rosablanca
Lineage: Eukaryota; Metazoa; Chordata; Actinopteri; Siluriformes; Trichomycteridae
Gene: prr5a
Product: proline rich 5a (renal)
Exons: 9
Coding region: 1-1218 (405 amino acids)
Biological process (GO): TORC2 signaling
Cellular component (GO): TORC2 complex
Source: RefSeq, a predicted model, not a curated record